AUGGGCCAACUACCUCUCUCUCGAGUUACGCCGGCACGACCGUUCACUCACACAGGGGUGGAUUAUGCGGGACCACUCACCGUUAAAACUUGGAGGGGAAGAGGUGCCAAAACCAGUAAAAGCUGGAUCUGCGUCUUUGUGUGCUUCUCAACCUCAGCAGUACAUCUGGAGGCGGUCGGUGAUUACUCUUCCGAAGGAUUCAUUGCCGCCUACCGACGAUUCGCAUCGAGACGCGGCAUUGCUCACACCUUGCAUUCGGACUGCGGCACCAACUUCAUCGGGGCGGAUACAGCUCUCAAAAGGCUGUUUAUCCAGAGUACUCAGGAACAUCAACGAAUCUCUCAACUGCUCUCCGAAGACAAUACCCGGUGGGAAUUCAAUCCCUCAGCAGCACCUCACAUGGGUGGAAAAUGGGAGGCGGUAGUAAAAUCAAUCAAAUAUCAUCUACGACGCACCAUUGGAGAAAACGUGCUCACCUUCGAAGAACUCGCUACACUACUUACUCAGAUUGAGGCAAUUCUCAACUCUCGACCUCUCGAGCCAUUGAGUGACGAUCCAGAAGACAUAUCAGCGCUCACACCAGGUCAUUUUCUCAUCGGAAGCUCUUUUACUACUCUACCAGAACCUUCGCUCACGGACCUGGCGAUCUCAAGGCUGUCACGAUGGCAACUCAUCCAGCAAAGAGUACAACAAUUUUGGACCCAAUGGUCAUCUCAUUAUCUACAACGCCAACAAGCAAUCUCAAAAUGGCACCACAGGAACAAUGAAGUCAAAUUAGGGUCAUUGGUGCUCAUCACCGACGAGCGGCUACCACCAUGCAAAUGGCCAUUAGCCCGGGUAACUGCCUUACAUCCAGGAAAGGAUGGACUCGUUCGGGUGGUGACGCUGAAAACUGCCACUACCACUCUAGUUCGGCCAGUGAUCAAGCUCGCUGUUCUGCCAGUACCAUCAUCAGAGUAG
Messenger RNA from Monomorium pharaonis (pharaoh ant), 960 nucleotides. RefSeq lists its product as uncharacterized. Gene Ontology annotation, biological process: DNA integration. Bases 1 to 960 code for a protein of 319 amino acids. Gene Ontology annotation, molecular function: nucleic acid binding. NCBI's taxonomy places the organism in Eukaryota, Metazoa, Arthropoda, Insecta, Hymenoptera, Formicidae. The record is from RefSeq and is a predicted model, not a curated record. The transcript has a single exon.